CGAUGUUUCCCCUAGUCCAUGAACGCAGCACCGGGCCUGGCGCUUCGGUCGCCUCCGGAGCUCUUCUCCGUAUCCGUCAAACGAGUCGUGCGCAACCGGCUACAAACACCGGUAGACGACAGGUGGUGUCCCUCCAGAGGACCGACUCUCCGUGAGAGUGAGUGUCAGCUUCAUUUAAAAACUAGUUGCAGCUUUAAAAACCAUCAUGGCAGAUCUGUGGAGUUAUCGGCUGUGCUGCGGUUCCUCAUCACCCAAUUACAGCGACACUUAAAGACGCAUUUCUCCUCCUGAUAUGCCCUUCUCUUCACCAGCCCGGGCGGUCUGUUUGUUUCUAACGAGGGCGUCGACGUUUUGUUGUGUUUUUGUACGAUCUGCUGUUGCGGUUUUCUGAUCUCACACUCGGAAACGGCAGCAGCGACGCACCGAGGAGGAGCAUCCCCCUGGUGUUUAUUACAGGAGAGGACGCACCACAAGCCAGGGACUCGACUCUGAGACAGACAAGAGCAAACAUGUUCGAGACCAGAGGAAUCCCCUUUGUCCUGCUCGACAUAGCCUGUCUGGUUCUAGGAGGUCUGCCUCUGGCAGCCUUUAACCUGGGUAAGAUCCGCCCCUACCAGAGGGGCUUUUUCUGUAACGAUGACAGCAUCAACUACCCUUUCCACAGCAGCACAAUCACCUCCACAGUACUCUACACUGUGGGCUUUGCCCUGCCCAUUAGCUGCAUGGUCAUUGGCGAGUGCCUUUUAGUUUAUCUAAAUCGCAUCAAAUCCAAGUCGUCUUUCGGCAGCUAUGUUGCCAGUGUUUACAAAGCCAUCGGUACCUUCCUCUUUGGUGCCGCCAUGAGCCAGUCUCUGACCGACAUAGCCAAGUAUUCCAUUGGCCGGCUCAGGCCGCACUUCCUGGAUGUUUGCAAGCCUGAUUGGAAACACAUCAACUGUUCAUUGGGGGUUUAUAUCGAAGACUUCACGUGCACUGGAGACGCAACGAUGGUCAAUGAGGGCAGGCUGUCCUUCUACUCCGGACACUCCUCUUUCUCCAUGUACUGCAUGCUGUUCCUGGCUCUCUAUCUGCAGGCUCGACUCCAGGUUGAAUGGGCAAGGCUGCUGAGACCCACAAUCCAGUUCUUCCUGAUUGCUGCCUCAGUGUUCACAGGAUUGUCAAGAGUGUCUGACUAUAAACAUCACUGGAGUGACGUGCUGACUGGACUCCUGCAGGGCGCCCUUAUGGCCAUCCUGGUGGUCUUCUUCGUGUCUGACUUUUUCAAGCCGCGUGCUGAUGCUCAUAAAGAGGCGGACAUCCCACACACAACCCUGCAGGAGACCCCAACAAAUGGAAACCACUUUGAGAGUCCAAACUAAGCUAAGCGAGAGUUGGAGGAGGAGGAGGAGGAGGAGGAUGAUACCUCUGCUCUGUCCAAACGCACACCCAGGAUCAAAUGCUCUCUAGCCUUUCAUCUUGCGCAAAUUCUCAUCAGAUACCCUGCAUGGAUUUACAUUGUGGAGUACUUGAUUAGCUAGUGGAUGACUGUGCGUCCCAGAAGAAACUUUUGGAAGCUACACCUCAGGCCUGUUCAAGAUUUUAAGACUUUAUAAUUUUAGACAAUUUGCCAUCUUGUCCACUGAUUCUCCAUUGAAGGAAAGUGGAGAGACAACCUGUCCAACCCUUGUAGAUAUGCUAAAGUGAUGCAACCAGAUGUAGGUUAGGGGCUAGAGAUUCUGUAAGGACGUUAACCAUCUAUCUACUGAGCCGGUG
Seriola dumerili (greater amberjack) is the source of this 1752-nucleotide messenger RNA. It is a transcript of the gene plpp1a, whose product is annotated as phospholipid phosphatase 1. Lineage: Eukaryota; Metazoa; Chordata; Actinopteri; Carangiformes; Carangidae. The coding region runs from base 510 to 1358 and encodes 282 amino acids. Gene Ontology annotation, biological process: signal transduction; phospholipid metabolic process; phospholipid dephosphorylation. The transcript is spliced from 6 exons. The record is from RefSeq and is a predicted model, not a curated record. Gene Ontology annotation, molecular function: phosphatidate phosphatase activity.